AUGUUACCCGUUGCUCAACCACAGCUAGACUACAAUUCCUUUGGCAACCGAAUAGGCUUUUUUGGCGCUUUCUCUGGUGCUAGUUUCUAUAAUCAUGUGGGUGCUUCAAAUCUCGUUGCAUUACCAUCAUUACCUGCAAUUGAAUCAUCAUCAUCAUCAUCAUCAUCACCCCACUCUACAACCUUGUAUCUCCAAGAUAAUAUCAACAACUAUACUCUUAAACUUGGUGAUCUAGAUGGUCAAAUUAACCAACUUUUCAAACUAUCCUCGGAUACAAUAGUGAUUAAUGGUGAUUUCACCAAUUUCAACUAUAAAUCAGUUAAAAGUCCCAUAAUUUAUAACAUCACCCUUAAUUCUACUACUGAAAUUAUACCAAGUAAUGACUUUAAUGGUCAUGUAAAUACAUUGUUUGUCGAUAAUGAACUUAUAUACCUAGGAGGUAAUUUUACAUUCAACAAUACUAUAGGUAUUGCCAUCUAUAACCAAACAUCAAAAAGACUAUUGUCAACUCCGUUUCAAGGGUUUGGUGAAAAUGCAUCUAUCAACAGCAUUAGCAAAGUAGUAUCAAGUAAGGAUAAGGAUAAGGAUAAGGAUAAGGAUGAUGCUAAUUCUGGAUCGAUCAUAUUUGGUGGAAGAUUUAAUACUCUUGGUUUAUCCGAUUUGCUUGUUCAUAAUAUUUCUACAAACAAUACAAGAAAUGAUAAUUUCACCAAUACAUCAAUAGUCAAUGCAGAGCAAUUGAUAUCGCUUAAACACGGAACUUUUACAACGGUUAAUGGACAAAACUCCAAUAAUGAUAACCAAGAUGAUGCUUCUUUGAUUAUAUGUCCUUUUAAUAACCAUCAAUGGACAGCAAUACCAAAUUCUGGAGCCGAAUGGAAAGUAGAGUUGGCGGACGAAAUGAAAGGUAUUAUACCAACAAAGGCAAGAAUUUAUAUCCCUGAUAGUGCCAAUGGCGUUAAGCUGUUUAGAAUUUAUUCAUUCCCCAAUAAUGGUAUCAUGAAUUUAACUUUUAUUGAUCCAUCAACAAAUGAGGUAUCUUUUUGUGAUGCUUCGUGUCCCUUGACGGCAUUUAAUGACUUGAAUGACUAUAUCGAGAGAAAUAAGGAUAAUGCCACCAACUUGAACGAAGAUGAUACUUUUGUUGAUGAUGAUGAUGGUACUUUUUUCAAAUAUUAUGAUCCUAGCACCAAGACUAAAAAUAUCGGUUACGGACUGAACUUUCAAGAAUUUGCAUUUAUUAACCAAGUUGGGUUUGACUCUCUUGGAUUAACAAUUACAGAAUGGUAUGGUGAACAAGGAGUUAUUAGUGGAUUUGAAUUGUAUCAAAAUGCAAUUACUGUAUAUGGAAAUAAUACAUUGAAUGACCCAAAUUGCAAUACCGACGACGACGAUAACAACGGCGACUCGAAUCACAACAAUUAUGCAGAGAUUGUUUCCGGGAGUUUCCAAUCAGCAAGAAGUGCUGUGGCUGCUGCUGCAGCAGCGAUCAAUAACGAUUACUUGGUGACGUUUGAUACAAAUGCCAAAAUGAUUUUAUACCCCAAUGUGUCGUAUUCAGGGGAUUAUUCAAUAAUAAUGACUACACCGGGCUGCUCUUUGGAUAAUACUUGUGCACAAAGAGCAACUGUUAAUGUGUCUGUAAUUGGUAUCGAUGGCACUAUUUUGUCUACAAAUUUGAUUUACCAAGAUAAUGAAAAUAUGAAAUUCGACUACUUGUAUCAAGGUCAUUUGGAAAGUUCUGAUGAUUCUACUAAUGUUAAUAGGAUUGAAAUUUCGUAUCAUAGCUCAGCUAAACCUGAAGCUCAAAAUCCAAUCAUGGUUGUUGAUAAAAUAGUUGCAAAUAUUGUUUCCUUGGAUCUGUAUUAUUUCAGAAAUUCAACAAAUACAACAAGAUCAAGUUUGGGUUCAGAUCUUGUUCACCUUGAACUCAAUGGUUUGUUUGAGUAUUCAUUGGCAAAUUUCUCAAAUUUUGAUGAGAAUUUGGUACAUUACCAACAAGACAAUAGAACCUUGAUCAGUUUAAACAAUACAUUUGUUGGAAACUCUUCGAUUAAUGUACUUAGUAGCAGACUUGCCAAUAAUUCAGAGAUCAAUGAGAUUGUUGUAUAUGACCAAUCUAUGUUGUUCUUGUUGGGUAAUUUGUUUUCUGAUAGUACCAAUUUAACAUUAACAAAUGACAAUCUAAUAUCAUUGAAUAUAUCCUCAUAUAAUAGUGUUUCUAAUGAAACAAGCAUCAACUUGCCUACUAGUUUAAAGAAAAAGAGGAGAAUGAGAAGGAGAAAAAGAGAUUCACAAAUUGUUAAUGGUGUUACAUUCAACAAUACUAUUUCCAAAAUUGCUGUACUUGCCGAUGGUAUUAUUUAUCUCGGACAGUUUUCUGCUGUUUCUUCAGAUUCUUCAUUCCAAGACCUCUCUAACCAAAACAGGUCAACUUCACAGGCUAAUAAUAUUGCACUUUUCUCCAAUAAUCAAUGGUUUAGUUUUGGAAAUGAUUUUGAAGAUGUACAAUUUGAUCAAUUUGCAAAUACUACAAUUAACGGAGAUGAGUAUUUAAUAUUCUCUUCUUCCAAACAAGAAUCGGUUUUCAAAGCGUGGGAUAAAACUAAUUCGAAAUGGUUUGAUCGUGAAUUGAAUCUUACCCACGCUAUCUACUUGAAUAAUAAUAAUAAUAAUGAUCAGCAAAUAUUAGGAGGAAGUGGAUUCAGUAUAAUGGAUAUUUAUAAUAAUGACCAAGGAUAUAUUCAAGAUGCUCAUUUCAACAAGUUUGGCAUAAACGUAAACUAUACGAUAGAAGAAAAUGGUGGUAAUAAUAAUUUUAUUUCAAAAUCAUUUUAUGUAAAUGAUUCGUUAACUGUAAUUAGUGGGAAAUUUCAAUCUGAUGACGUUCAAAAUAUUGGAUUUAUCGACAACAAGACUCCAUCUAAUGAGAUUAAACCGCUUCUUGGUGAUAUUGAGUGGAACGAUGAAACUAAUUCAAUUAUUGAAACCUUGUAUGUCGAUGAUGCUAAUGAAUAUUUAUUUAUUGGUAUCAAUGGUUCAGUUUUAGUUAAUGGCGAAAAUAUUACCGGUCUUGUUAUUUACGAUUUGCAAAAUAAUACAUUUGCAUCGUUUCAACCAGCUGCACUUUCAAACAAUAACAAUGACCCAAUACAUAUAAAUUCGAUGGUUUUGUACGAUGAUGAUGCCAAGCUUUUGGUUGGUGGCCAAUUCGAUACUGCUGGAUCAUUAAGCUGUCCAUCAUUGUGUAUUUACGAUAUUGCAAAUACAAGAUGGAUCAAUCCGCAAAGUGAAGCUGAGCAAUCAUCAACUAUUUCCGGAAUCGUUACCGAUAUGAAAUUUUAUCAUUCGAGUCAAGUCUUGAUUGCUGGUGUCAAUCUAACUUUGAACAAUAAUGAUGUUGUGUUCAUGACUUAUAACUUUGAUAAUGGUGCAUUCAAUACAAAAGCUUCAUUAAAUAAAUUGAACAAAGGUGUUGAUCGAUUUGUUUUGAAUGACCAAUCAAACAGUGAAUUGAAUGGAAGAAUGAUUGCUAUGGGAACUGGCUAUUUAUCAGGAUUCGAUGGUUCUAACUGGAACAAUAUCGAUCAAGAGCUUAGUUUUAACAACCAAACUAGAUUGAAUGAUUUGAAAUUGUUGACCUUGACAAAAUCUUCAUCUUAUAAUCAAACAUUGUUUAGUAACAAUAAAAUCUUAUUAGUUGCAGGGACAUUUUUCCUUGCAAAUUACGGUUUGGUUAACAUGGCAUUAUUCAAUGGUACUUCAUGGAUCCCAUAUGUCUAUACUACAUCACAAGUUGACAAUGCUUUUAUUGGAGAUAUACAAUCUAUUCUAAUUGAUGAUCCAUACCGAUUUCAAUCAAGUAAUGAUUUAAAGAAUUUACAACAUUAUUUAUCCACAGGUAAAGUCGUUGGUAUUUCUUUGGCUUGUGCAUUAGGAUCUACUGCACUUUUGGGACUAUUGUACAUAAUCCCUUAUUUUGCCUUGUUGAGGAAUAGAAAUGGGUAUAUGCAAAGAAUUCAGGAGCUGGAUAUGGUGCAAGCCAUCAAUCCUGAGGAUUUAUUACACGAAAUGGACCUACAGAGGGAGAAGUAA
This is a messenger RNA of Lodderomyces oxycetoniae, 4095 nucleotides long. It is a transcript of the gene RAX2, whose product is annotated as Rax2p. Lineage: Eukaryota; Fungi; Ascomycota; Pichiomycetes; Serinales; Debaryomycetaceae. Gene Ontology annotation, cellular component: cellular bud neck; cellular bud scar; plasma membrane of growing cell tip. The record is from RefSeq and is a predicted model, not a curated record. Bases 1 to 4095 code for a protein of 1364 amino acids. The transcript is spliced from 2 exons. Gene Ontology annotation, biological process: cellular bud site selection.